Messenger RNA from Cynocephalus volans (Philippine flying lemur), 1992 nucleotides. RefSeq names its product potassium voltage-gated channel modifier subfamily G member 2 (gene KCNG2). The coding region runs from base 1 to 1992 and encodes 663 amino acids. Lineage: Eukaryota; Metazoa; Chordata; Mammalia; Dermoptera; Cynocephalidae. Gene Ontology annotation, cellular component: voltage-gated potassium channel complex; membrane. The record is from RefSeq and is a predicted model, not a curated record. Gene Ontology annotation, biological process: potassium ion transmembrane transport; protein homooligomerization. The transcript has 6 exons. Gene Ontology annotation, molecular function: protein binding; voltage-gated potassium channel activity.
AUGGAGCCAUGGCCCUGCUCCCCGGGAACUGGUGGCGGCGCGGCCCGCACCCGGCACGUCAUCAUCAACGUGGGCGGCUGCAGGGUGCGCCUGGCCUGGGCGGCGCUGGCGCGCUGUCCCCUUGCGCGCCUCGAGCGCCUGCGGGCCUGCCGGGGCCACGACGAGCUGCUGCGCGUGUGCGACGACUACGACGUGAGCCGCGACGAGUUCUUCUUCGACCGCAGCCCGUGCGCCUUCCGCGCCAUCGUGGCGCUACUGCGCGCCGGGAAGCUGCGGCUGCUCCGGGGCCCGUGCGCGCUGGCCUUCCGCGACGAGCUGGCCUACUGGGGCAUCGACGAGGCGCGCCUGGAGCGCUGCUGCCUGCGCCGCCUGCGCCGCCGCGAGGAGGAGGCGGCCGAGGCGCGCGCGGGCCCGGCGGGGCGCGGGGCUCCGGGCAGCCCGGCCUGCGCCCUGGGGCCCGGCGGGCGGCUGCAGCGAGGCCGGCGGCGCCUGCGCGACGUGGUGGACAACCCGCACUCGGGGCCAGCGGGCAAGCUCUUCGCCUGCGUCUCCGUGGCCUUCGUGGCCGCCACGGCCGUCGGCCUCUGCCUGAGCACCAUGCCGGAUGUCCGCGCCGAGGAGGAGCGGGGCGAGUGCUCCCCCAAGUGCCGCAACCUAUUCGUGCUGGAGACGGUGUGCGUGGCAUGGUUCUCCUUCGAGUUCCUGCUGCGCUCCCUGCAGGCCGAGAGCAAGUGCGCCUUCCUGCGGACGCCACUCAACAUCAUCGACAUCCUGGCCAUCCUGCCCUUCUACGUGUCGCUGCUUGUGGGGCUGGCGGCGGGCGCGGGGGGCGCGGGCGCGGCGGGCGCGGGCGGCGGGAAGCUGCUGGAGCGCGCGGGGCUGGUGCUGCGGCUGCUGCGCGCGCUGCGCGUGCUGUACGUGAUGCGCCUGGCGCGCCACUCGCUGGGGCUGCGCUCGCUGGGGCUGACGGCGCGGCGGUGCGCGCGGGAGCUGGGGCUGCUGCUGCUGUUCCUGUGCGUGGCCAUGGCGCUCUUCGCGCCGCUGGUGCACCUGGCCGAGCGCGAGCUGGGCGCGCGCCGCGACUUCUCCAGCGUGCCCGCCAGCUACUGGUGGGCUGUCAUCUCCAUGACCACCGUGGGCUAUGGCGACAUGGUGCCGCGCAGCGUGCCCGGGCAGGUGGUGGCGCUGAGCAGCAUCCUCAGCGGCAUCCUGCUCAUGGCCUUCCCGGUCACUUCCAUCUUCCACACCUUCUCGCGCUCCUACUCGGAGCUCAAGGAGCAGCAGCGGCGCGCCGCCAGCCCCGAGCCGGCCCUGCGCGAGGACAGCACGCGCUCGGCCACCGCCACCGACGACAGCUCACAGGACCCCGCCAGCGCCGGCCUGGCCGGGAGCGCCCGCCUCGCGCUCUCCGACCAGCGCAGCCCCAGAGCACGGCCCUCGCCUCCCGCAGUGGAGCCGAGAGGCCUCUGUCCUCCCCUCCUGCCCGUUACUUUCCUUGGGACUUCCAUUUUCUACGGCUGUCUGAAAAGGAAGCCCGAGAAAUCCCAAGGCUGUAGCAACGCCAGAAGGCCGCAUUUGGCCCAGGCUCACCCCGACCCUGCCCUGCUCUUCAGCCCCAGGCACGAGUGGGGAGGGGAGCCGUGUCACCACGACGGGCAACGCCCCCCUGGGAGGGAGGCCUUCCGGAGGCACCCGACUCUGCCAGGCAACAAGGACAGAGGGGCCCCUUCUCCUUCCCUACUGGGCCCACAUACAUCCCAGGCCAACACCAACAGGAUGGGAUCUGUAAGGGACACAGGUCUGGAGAAAGAGCACGGGAAAUGCAAGGGCCAGGUGCUUCUGGGGUCUGCUGAGACUAACAGGGCAACUCCAGGACUGGACGUGCUCAGCUGUCAGUGCUGCCAGGUGCCAGGAAGCAGAAGUAGCCGGCCCAUGCGCUUGUCCAGCCCGCGCAGCUCCCGUCUGCUCCAGUGUCGAGAGACUCAGCUCUGA